AUGACAGCUAACACUUCAACUACUAUUAACUUAACGAAUAUAAGCACUGCUGCAAAUAACACAACUGAUAUCAGUAUCAAACUAUACAAUGUAUACAGAAAACGAUCGAAACGACGUACGAUCGCCAUAUUACUUAUCAUCCUUAUCUUAAUCAUGGCGAGUACUAUCUGUUUUAUCUGUAUCAAAGCCUCGACUGAUGCCUCCGACACUGGUUUGACGGUUUUACCAUUGAUAUUAGGUGUAAUUAUAGCCACACCCGCUUUCGUUCUUUUAAUCGCUGUAUAUUAUAACUAUCAAAGUUACCGUUUUGGUCACGAUUGGAUGAAGCGUGCACAAUAUUGUGUGAAACUAGAUGGUGAACUAUGGCAGAAGCAGAUCGAUUCACUUCAGAAUACUCUUCCAACAAAAAAUAAACGAAUAUCCUGUCGAAAGAACGACUAUGAUCAAUACAAAGCGAAGACAACUGGUUACAUCGUCUUCACAGAAAAAGGCAUUAUUGUCGAUGAAAUUCUGUGCUUUCAAUACGAUUCAUUAGUAAUUUAUACUGCUGAUUUGGUUGAGCAUACAAAAGAGACAGGACUUUGCGUUCGAUUGAUUAUGCGUACGGAAUCGGCCAUCCCAUUGGACGCAAUAAAUUCUACAAAGAGAAAAAAACGCGAGUUUGAAGUCAAUCUGCUCAUGGGCAAACACCAUCAGACUAAAGAAUUAGUUGAUUUACGCGAAAGUAUUCUUGCUAAUUCGGAGAAAUGUCUUCUCGAGAACACGUUUUCCACACGUCUUCGAACUCUGAAACGCUCGAAUCCAUUCUCAAGAUGA
Molecule: messenger RNA, 816 nt
Organism: Adineta ricciae
Lineage: Eukaryota; Metazoa; Rotifera; Eurotatoria; Adinetida; Adinetidae
Source: the annotation of a GenBank genome assembly